This is a messenger RNA of Ricinus communis (castor bean), 3163 nucleotides long. Its product is annotated as ETO1-like protein 1. NCBI's taxonomy places the organism in Eukaryota, Viridiplantae, Streptophyta, Magnoliopsida, Malpighiales, Euphorbiaceae. Gene Ontology annotation, molecular function: protein binding. Bases 332 to 3001 code for a protein of 889 amino acids. The record is from RefSeq and is a predicted model, not a curated record. The transcript has 6 exons. Gene Ontology annotation, biological process: negative regulation of ethylene-activated signaling pathway.
CACCAACGGGAGGAAAGUGGAGAGAGAGAGAGAGAGAAAAGCAAGAAAAGAAAAAAAAAAAAAAAAAUUCCCUUUUACCAAACAAAAGAGACUUGGCAAAAGUUGGAAUUCAGAAUUUUCUCCUUUGGAUUCCGUCGCUUUGGUCUCUCAUGCCUCUGCCAGGCUCGUAAUCUGUGAUUCGUUCAUUUCCAUCUUCAAAUUCAAAAGUCACAACUCAACUGGUUUUUGAGUUUUGGGGACAGAAGGUCAGUGGGAGAGUGAGAAAGAAAGUGGAGGAAAAACCUAUCUGGCUACUGUGGAGAUCUGGGAUUUGUUUCAUCUCUUAUGCCCCAUGAAGACUUUGUUCCUUCCUGAGUCAUGUAAAGAGUCACAACUUGAUGCUCUAAAUCCACAGUCUUGGCUUCAGGUUGAAAGAGGGAAACUUUCUAAACUCUCUUCAUGCUCUUCUUCCUCUUCUUCAUCCAUAGACUCACUUAUCAAGGUCCCUGAACCUCCAGUUCUACCAUUUUUUAAACCUGUUGAUUAUGUAGAAGUUUUAGCCCAGAUUCAUGAAGAACUUGAAUCAUGUUCUCCACAAGAAAGGUCAAAUCUUUAUUUAUUGCAAUUUCAAGUCUUUAGAGGCCUUGGGGAAGUCAAACUGAUGCGGAGAAGUCUCCGCUCAGCCUGGCAGAAGUCUAGUACUGUGCAUGAAAAGGUUGUAUUUGGGGCAUGGUUAAAAUAUGAGAAGCAAGGAGAGGAGCUUAUCGCUGACUUGCUUGCCACUUGUGGUAAAUGUGCGCAAGAGUUUGGGCCUAUAGAUAUUGUCUCCCAGCUUCAUAUUGAUUUAAGUUUUAGCGCUAGUGAAACGAUUUUGACUAAUGCUGACAGUAAAUUAAGAAAUGUCAUUUUCAGUAUUGGAGAUGAGAAGAUAGUUUGUGAUAGAAAGAAAAUUUCAGGCCUUUCUGCUCCAUUCCAUGCUAUGCUUAAUGGGUGUUUCUUAGAAUCUCUUUGUGAAAACAUUGAUUUCUCCGAAAACAACAUAUCCCCAUUCAGUUUUAAGACGAUAAGUGAGUUCAGUGUGAAGGGCAGUUUGAAUGAAGUACCUCUAGAAAAUUUGUUAGAAAUAUUGAUAUUUGCAAAUAAGUUCUGUUGUGAAAGGCUGAAAGAUGCAUGUGAUAGGAAACUUGCAUCUUUGGUUUCCUCUAAGGAAGAUGCUGUAGAACUGAUGGAAUAUGCUCUGCAAGAGAACUCUCCUGUCCUUGCUGCGUCAUGUUUGCAAGUUUUCUUACAUGAACUGCCUGAUUGUUUGAAUGAUGAGCGGGUGGUGGAAAUAUUUAGCCAUGCUGGUAAACAAGAGAGGAUGAUUAUGGUUGGUGCAGCCUCAUUUUCACUGUACUGUUUAUUAAGUGAAGUUGCUAUGAACCUUGAUCCUCGGUCUAAUAAAACAGCUUGUUUCCUGGAACGAUUGGUGGAGUCAGCUGAAACUAACCGGCAGAAGCUGUUGGCUUUUCAUCAGUUGGGGUGUGUGAGACUCUUAAGGAAAGAGUAUGAUGAAGCAGAACGUCUUUUUGAAGCUGCUUUGAGUGCUGGCCAUCUGUAUUCUGUAUCAGGUUUGGCAAGACUAGGUUGUGUUAAAGGCCAUAGGCUUUGGGCUUAUGACAAGCUCAGCUCUGUGAUUUCUUCUGUUACCCCGCUCGGAUGGAUGUAUCAGGAGAGGUCCUUAUAUUGUGAAGGUGAUAAGAAGUGUGAGGACCUUCAGAAAGCAACUGAGUUGGACCCAACUCUUACUUAUCCUUACAUGUUUCGUGCUGCUUCCUUGAUGAGGAAACAGAAUGUUCAAGCUGCACUUGCAGAAAUUAACAGGGUUCUUGGGUUUAAACUUGCAUUGGAAUGCUUGGAACUCCGAUUUUGCUUUUAUCUUGCUCUUGAGGAUUACCAAGCAGCUCUUUGUGACGUUCAAGCAAUUCUCACGCUUUCCCCAGAUUAUAGGAUGUUUGAGGGACGGGUGGCGGCAUUCCAACUCCGUACCCUUGUGCGUGAGCAUGUUGGUAAUUGGACAACAGCAGAUUGUUGGAUACAAUUGUAUGAGAGGUGGUCUUCUGUUGAUGAUAUAGGAUCACUCUCUGUCAUAUACCAAAUGCUUGAAUCGGAGGCACCAAAAGGUGUCCUCUACUUCAGACAGUCUUUACUUCUUCUUAGAUUGAACUGUCCUGAGGCAGCCAUGCAAAGUUUACAGUUAGCGCGCCAACAUGCAUCAACUGAACAUGAACGUCUAGUUUAUGAAGGAUGGAUCUUGUAUGACACUGGUCAUUGUGAGGAAGGGCUUCGCAAAGCGGAGGAGUCUAUCAAGAUUAAUAGGUCUUUUGAGGCCUUCUUCCUUAAAGCCUAUGCAUUGGCCGACUCUAGCCAGGAUCCAUCUUGUUCUUCAACUGUUGUUUCACUACUUGAAGAUGCUUUGAAGUGCCCUUCUGAUAGAUUGCGAAAAGGCCAAGCGCUUAACAAUCUCGGAAGUGUCUAUGUGGACUGUGGGAAACUAGAGUUAGCCGCCGAUUGCUACAUAAAUGCCCUUAAGAUCAGACACACAAGAGCACACCAGGGCCUCGCACGAGUCCAUUUUCUAAGAAAUGACAAGGCUGCUGCAUAUGAGGAAAUGACCAAACUAAUUGAGAAGGCCCGGAAUAAUGCAUCUGCAUAUGAGAAAAGGUCUGAGUAUUGUGAUCGUGAACUCACAAAAGCAGAUCUAGAGAUGGUGACAAAGUUAGAUCCACUUCGAGUGUACCCUUACAGAUAUCGAGCUGCAGUGCUAAUGGAUGGCCACAAGGAGAAAGAAGCCAUUGCAGAACUGUCGAGAGCAAUUGCAUUUAAAGCAGACCUUCACCUGCUACAUUUAAGGGCAGCUUUCUAUGAGCACAUUGGUGAUGUCAUGGCCGCCUUACGCGACUGUCGAGCAGCUCUCUCUGUCGACCCAAACCAUCAAGAAAUGUUGGAACUUCACAGCCGUGUAAACAGCCAUGAGCCCUGAAUCACUAAUGGCAUGCAAGGAAAAAGAAAAACAAAAUACUUGCUUCUUUUUUUUUUUUUUUUAAAAAAAAAAAAUCCACCGUGUAUACUAAUCAAUCCAUCUCCCCUCAAUUUUUGUAUUUAUACUUUGUAAUUUAUUUUAAUUAAAUGUCAAGUUUGUUCC